This is a messenger RNA of Drosophila busckii, 1198 nucleotides long. It is a transcript of the gene YL-1, whose product is annotated as vacuolar protein sorting-associated protein 72 homolog. Lineage: Eukaryota; Metazoa; Arthropoda; Insecta; Diptera; Drosophilidae. Gene Ontology annotation, molecular function: ATP-dependent H2AZ histone chaperone activity. Gene Ontology annotation, biological process: chromatin remodeling; regulation of DNA-templated transcription. The transcript has 4 exons. Bases 70 to 1122 code for a protein of 350 amino acids. Gene Ontology annotation, cellular component: nucleus. The record is from RefSeq and is a predicted model, not a curated record.
UAUUGUUUACAUUUAUAAAACGCGCUUAAAAAUAAAAUAUAUUGUUACUCUCACAAAUAAUAAAUUUAAAUGGCUGCCUCGCGUUCACGGCGUAAUAAUGCUGGUAACAAAAUAGCCACGCUGCUAGAUGAUGAAGAAGAAGAUGAGUUUUAUAAAACUUCAUAUGGUGGCUUCAAUGAGGAAGCGGAGGACAAGGAAUAUGAACAAAAAGACGAAGAGGAGGAUGUGGUUGACUCGGAUUUCAGCAUAGAUGAGCAAGAUGAACCCAUAUCAGACCAAGAAGAGGCGACAGAUAAGAAGCGAAAGCGUGGUGGCGUCAACACUAAGGCUUACAAGGAGCCAGCAAAGCCAAUUGCUAAGAAGGAAACUAAAGCUGCUCCAGCAUUGCACAAGAAGCGAGCAGGUGGCGUUGUUAAACGAAGAGUACGACCCCGUUUUACAGUGCUGGACUCCGGACGCAAGUCAAUACGUACAUCUACCGCUAUAAAAACCCAAGCCACAAAAAUACGACUCAAGGAACUAGACGACGCACGUAAGCGUAAGAAGAAAAAGGUGCGUGUGGAGGAUUACAUGCCCACACAGGAGGAGCUGCUAGAAGAGGCAAAAAUUACCGAAGAGGAAAAUAUUAAAUCAUUGGAGAAGUUCCAGAAGAUGGAGCUUGAGAAAAAGAAGACGCGUCCGACUAAAAGAGUCUUUACGGGUCCAACUAUACGCUAUCAUUCGAUGACCAUGCCUGUUAUACGCAAACCCACACGUACCACAACGCUGCCACACGAUCCCAACGAUCCGGAGUCUAAAUGCGAGCGCACAUUUGUAACAAUUGAAAACGAUUUCGAUGACAAAGUGUUCAACAGCAUUUUCCGCCCGAAACGUGUACCAAAAAACUCAAGCGGCAUUUGCCCUAUAACCAGAUUGCCAGCUCGCUACUUUGAUCCUGUUACACAGCAGCCUUACUAUAGCAUUCAGGCGUUUAAAAUACUGCGCGAGGCUUAUUAUAUGCAGCUGGAACAGCAAGGCGCUCAAAACGAUCAACCUGAGCUUGCGAAGUGGAUGGAGUGGCGCAAGCUAGUCAAGGAGAAUCGACUGAAGGUGGCUGCAGCCAGUAAGAGCAUUGAGAAUUGAAAUUAAAUUAGACCCUAAGUUCAGCUAUAGUUUUCUAGAAAGUAAGAUUUCCUUUGUUUGUUCUAUAUAUAUAAGG